CUUGAAGUUGAGGUCACAGAUACGAGUGGGAAAACCCUUGAUGGCCCAGUCCGCCUGGAUAUUUCUGUUAUUGAUCAAAAUGACAACAGGCCAAUGUUCAAAGAAGGACCCUAUAUUGGUCAUGUCAUGGAGGGAUCUGCCACAGGAACCACAGUGAUGCGUAUGACGGCGUUUGAUGCCGACGAUGCGAGCACAGACAAUGCUCUUCUGCGGUACAACAUCCUCAAACAGACACCUACCAAACCCUCUCCAAAUAUGUUCUACAUUGACCCAGAAAAGGGAGAUAUUGUGACAGUGGUGUCACCUGUGCUGUUGGACCGUGAGACUAUGGAAAGCCCCAAAUAUGAGCUGGUUAUAGAAGCUAAGGAUAUGGGAGGUCUUGAUGUAGGACUCACUGGCACAGCAACUGCCACUAUUCUCAUUGAUGACAAAAAUGAUCAUCCACCAGAAUUUACCAAGAAAGAGUUUCAAGCCACAGUGAAAGAGGGAGUCACAGGUGUAAUAGUGAACCUAACCGUUGGUGACCGAGAUGACCCAGCGACCGGAGCGUGGAGAGCUGUCUACACCAUCAUUAAUGGGAAUCCAGGGCAGAGCUUUGAGAUCCAUACCAAUCCCCAGACUAACGAGGGAAUGCUCUCUGUUGUCAAACCUUUAGACUAUGAGAUUUCAGCGUUUCACACACUGCUGAUCAAAGUAGAAAAUGAAGACCCACUGAUUCCAGACAUUGCCUAUGGCCCCAGUUCCACAGCAACGGUCCAGAUCACUGUGGAGGAUGUGAAUGAAGGCCCAGUUUUCCACCCAAACCCCAUGACAGUGACAAAGCAAGAAAACAUCCCCAUUGGCAGUGUUGUGUUAACUGUGAAUGCCACUGAUCCAGACACCUUGCAACAUCAGACUAUCAGAUAUUCAGUUUACAAGGAUCCAGCAGGCUGGUUGGAGAUCAAUCCUACCAAUGGCACCAUUGGCACCACUGCUGUCCUGGAUCGGGAAUCUCCCCAUGUGCAGAAUAAUGUAUACACUGCUCUCUUCCUGGCAAUAGACAGUGGUAACCCUCCUGCUACAGGUACAGGAACCUUACACAUCACCUUGGAGGAUGUCAAUGACAACGUCCCAUCCCUUUAUCCAACACUGGCAAAAGUUUGUGAUGAUGCAAAAGAUCUCAGGGUAGUGGUACUAGGAGCAUCAGACAAAGACCUUCAUCCCAACACAGAUCCAUUCAAAUUUGAACUGAGUAAACAAUCUGGCCCAGAAAAAUUAUGGAGAAUCAACAAGCUUAACAGUACUCAUGCCCAGGUCAUCCUGCUUCAAAACCUGAAAAAGGCCAAUUACAACAUCCCAAUCUCAGUGACAGAUUCUGGAAAACCACCUCUGACUAACAACACAGAACUGAAAUUACAAGUGUGUACCUGCAAGAAAUCCAAAAUGGACUGCAGUGCGAGUGAUGCUCUUCAUAUCAGCCUGACCCUAAUCCUCCUUUCACUCCUCAGUUUAUUUUGUCUGUAAGAAUUGCUGAAGCUGAAGCUGUCCUACCGAGUUGCCAUGGCAACGAGAAGAUGAAAAACCAUCAGAUCUGAAGAUUGCAGUUUACAGUUACUGUUCUUCACUCCUCGGCCUCAGUUGCUCCAGUUUCAUUUGCAACCUCACUUAAUCUGUCCAACUGUCCAUUGGUGUUCGACAGCCUCUGCCCCAAUUCCCUUUCUCAAUGGAUUCCUCUUGCCAGACACAAGGUUUACGCCAAUUUUCUCUGAAUGUUAAAAGACCAUGACACCUAAACCCAACCUUGGGGGAGCAGAAAACAGAUUGACUCCAUUUUUUUCUAUCUGUUGACUUGUUGCUAUUCAACUGUUCAGAAAAUAUUUUGUCUGUGGGUUAGUAUUUGUAUAUGUAUGAGUGUAUGUAUAUAUAUAUAUUUAUAUAGAGAGAAGAGUUAUACCACAGGUUUAGCUUUUAUAAAACAUUCAUCUGGAGCGUGCAAGGGAGACGCAGAGUAAUACAGCCACAGAUGAAUUGUACCUGUUCUACCAUGGCUAAACCUACUGUCUUUGCUGUUUAUAGUGUGGCCAGGAGGAGAGAGCCCAUUGCCAUCCCACCACUCCCACAGCUGCUCUGCCAACACAAACCAGGCAGGCCCAGGGCUCUCACAUGGCACUUCUCAUACCUCAGGUUCAGCAAACAAGAUGUGCAAGCCCCUUGGGCUUGUGCCUGACCUGAACUGUGCUUCUUAUGCCCCAAAUGGAGCUUAUGAUCCGAGAGGAGCAGCCAGCUGUGACCAGCUAUGAGGGUCACCACACACAGUGCUGAGCCUGAUUUUUAGAGGGGCUAAAGGGGUUCAAAUCUCUUGCCAAGGGCAGUUGACAACAUUUCAGUCUUUGUCAGCUCUGCUGACACAGGUAGGCAGGCAGAUGUCUGCAGGUGAGAAGCUGAUUCAAACAGCAAAACUCAGUGUUUCUCAGAGCACUGGUCUCUCUCUCAGCCUCUGUGCCGCUUCGUAAGCGCCCGGAGGAACAUCAAUGCCCUAACUCUAUAAAUAUACUCACAAACACACAUAUAUAUAUAGUUUUGAAUAUAUAUAUACAUACAUACACAUGUACACACAGUUUCCAGUUAAGAGUAACAAGAGCAUUUCUUUGUGUGUGUAAACAUACCACACUUGUUUGCAGACAUGGGAAAAAAGGGUGUUUGUUCUAUAUGAAUAUGAUCCUUUUUUAUUCUGUGAGCAUGUAAGGUCAAAAAAAAAAACCCCAAACCCUUCUAACUGUACGAAGAUGAUCAUCUUGUUAAUAAAUUGUAAAUGAUCCAUCAAAGCUCACACCAAAUUUUUAUAAAAUUAACACAAAAAAGUAUACUAGUGACAGACUGUGGCUUUUAUUAGAGCUUGCCAGUAACUAGGGUAAGGUAAGUGUCUUAGAAUAUUUUAAUAAACUUGCUUAUUUAAAGUUUAAACAAGAAAGCUUCCUUAUGCAAUAGAACUUUGCAGCUGCAUUCUUUAGUUAGCAUUUUUACAGUACUUAUGAGUCAUCCUGUAUGUCAUCUUUACUACAGUGAGAUUAUGAGCAUAUCUUCCACACCACGUCUAUGUUUCAAUAGUACAGAUUUUUGGAAACAUUAAAAAGUCCAAACAUACAUUUAGUUUUUAUCCAUAAUGCUACACUAGAUAUUAAAUGUGUGUUGGUGGUUAAAA
Molecule: messenger RNA, 3181 nt
Organism: Acanthisitta chloris (rifleman)
Lineage: Eukaryota; Metazoa; Chordata; Aves; Passeriformes; Acanthisittidae
Gene: CDH13
Product: cadherin 13
Exons: 9
Biological process (GO): adherens junction organization; sprouting angiogenesis; cell-cell junction assembly
Cellular component (GO): adherens junction; catenin complex; plasma membrane
Molecular function (GO): calcium ion binding; cadherin binding
Source: RefSeq, a predicted model, not a curated record